Glycine soja is the source of this 847-nucleotide messenger RNA. Its product is annotated as translation initiation factor IF-1, chloroplastic. NCBI's taxonomy places the organism in Eukaryota, Viridiplantae, Streptophyta, Magnoliopsida, Fabales, Fabaceae. Gene Ontology annotation, molecular function: ribosome binding; RNA binding; translation initiation factor activity. The transcript has a single exon. The record is from RefSeq and is a predicted model, not a curated record. Gene Ontology annotation, biological process: translational initiation. Gene Ontology annotation, cellular component: cytosol. The coding region runs from base 89 to 505 and encodes 138 amino acids.
CUAAGCCCAAACCUUAUCCCACCACAAAACCCCAUUCAUUUUCCUUCCAACCAAUCUCACUCACAGCAUCUCUUCACACAGCACAGACAUGUUCACCUCACUCCACACCCCAAUCCUUCACCCCCGUUACUGUCACCACCCUACACCGUCCUGCACCCAAUUCUCCCCUCUCGCCCUCCCACCCUUCCACCGCACCCUCUCCUUCCUCGCCCCUCCGCCGCUCCUCCCGGCCGCGCCCGCCCUCUCCGCCGCCUCCGCCGCGAAGCCCGACAAGUCCGGCGAGCAGAAGUGGGUGCACGAGGGUCUCAUCAUGGAGUCUCUCCCGAACGGCAUGUUCCGCGUUCGCCUGGAUAACGAGGACUUGAUCCUCGGCUACAUCUCCGGCAAAAUCCGCAAGAACUACGUUCGGAUCCUCCCCGGCGACAGAGUCAAGGUCGAGGUCACCCGCUACGACUCCUCCAAAGGACGCAUCGUUUAUAGGCUCCGCAGCAGCACCCCCUCCUAGUGUUUGUAAAAAUUACUCACACAAUCCAGUUUCACUGCAUCAUUCUUGUAAAAAAAAAAGAAUGAUAAUGCUUCACGUUGCAAUUUGGUGCAAUUUAUUUCAGUUUAAUUUUCUUCUUUUCAGUCACUCUUGUCUUAUUAUUGGUAGUUGUUAGAGUAACCAAUGUUUUCAGUUCCCAAUCCUUGAUAUUGCAGGAAAAUUGCAGAUGAGUGCGAUACUAAAAUGUUGACCGUGAGUGUGUUAGAUUUUUACCUUCAGUGAUGUAUUUAUGGUGAAACUGGGUGAAUGUUUUUAUUUGGAUAAACUGAAGCUUAAUGUUCUAGUUUUUGAGAUUGUGAAGGA